This is a messenger RNA of Bactrocera dorsalis (oriental fruit fly), 834 nucleotides long. Its product is annotated as protein late bloomer. Lineage: Eukaryota; Metazoa; Arthropoda; Insecta; Diptera; Tephritidae. The coding region runs from base 100 to 738 and encodes 212 amino acids. Gene Ontology annotation, cellular component: membrane. The record is from RefSeq and is a predicted model, not a curated record. The transcript has 5 exons.
AACAUUUGUAAAUUAUAUGUAUGUCAGAAGCAAUCGAAAUUCAAAAAUUUCCUGUUAUUAUUUGUAAAUUUAAGAGAUGCUCUUUCUUAAUCAAACUAAAUGAAUUGUCUAACAAUAACCAUAAAGUAUAUUGUGGUGUUUUCUAACUUUUUGUGUGUGGUGUUUGGCAUUGUCAUAGUAGUUUUGAGUGCAUUGCUGAUGAAGGAACUUGGUGCGGCCAUUAAGCCAAUUUGUGUCAAUUUGAUCGUUUUCGGCAGCAUAAUACUUUGUAUCGCAUUUGUUGGUUGCUGCGGAGCGCUGACCGAAAGUCUAUGUUGCAUAUGGACGUACGCCGCAUGUUUGUUGGUGCUUAUCGUGUGCAAUGUGAUAAACAUAAUAUAUAUAAAGAAGGCUGAUAGCGCAGAACAUGCAGGCCAUGACGUCAAUUUGGCGUGGCAGCAUAUGAAAGAAGGCAGCGAUGUAACAAUGCAUAUGUUCCAAAGUACGUUGGAAUGCUGUGGCAAGACAAAUUAUAAUGACUACAUCAACGCAGAUAUGCUAAUACCGUUGAGCUGUUAUAGGGGCUACACCAUGAUGCCUGAAGAUUUAUACCAAACGGGCUGCUUGGCUGAACUCACCGAUAGUUACGACACUUCCUACAAACACAUGUAUAUCGGCUGUUUGAUCAUAUUUACCAUUGAGGCCGUUUCUUUAGCGUUUGCAAUAGCUUUGGGUGUUAUUUAUCAGCUGGACUACUAACAGAAUAAGCCACAAAAGCGCAAUGCUAAAUCCGUAGAAGGAAUACUAAAUAAGUUAUAAUUCCUUAUUUAAGCAUAUUUAAUAAAAAUAUUUUUU